GUGAGAUCUGUAAUAAAUAAAUAUUAGGUUAUGUUGUUUAUCUAUACAAUUUUUGGGCAGAACUAUUGAUAGAAACUUGUUGAAUCCCUUUUAGUUGCACAUUUACAGGUGUUAUUGUACAAGAUGGGAAAAGCUAAGAAAAUUAAAAUAACUAAAACCGACAAUCCGCGAAACAGAGUCGAUUUAGCAGGACAAAUAGAAGCUGACAAAACUGUUAAACAAAAAAAUAGACAAAAGGAAAAACAUAAACAUGAAGACAAAGAAGAGGAGUUUGUGGAUGCAAACCUGACACAAAAAAUAUUGUCGCAAGCCAGACGACAACAACGAGAAAUGGAAGAGGAGCAUGGAAUUGAUUCUGGUAGUGAAACUUUUAAAAGGCCAGUAACAAAGCUUGGAGCAGACCUUAGCGGUGACGAGCAAGAAUCCAGUGAAGAUGAGAUCGAGAAUGAUAAAUCCUACCAAAAAAUUGAAAUAAAUGAAGAAGAUGAACGAGCUCUACAGAUGUUCAUGAACAAAGAUGCUGUACCCAUGCGCACGUUAGCUGACAUUAUAAUGGAAAAGCUCACAGAAAGGAAAACAGAAAUCCAAUCCCAAUUUUCAGAUGCUGCCUCGAUGCAAAUUCAGGAUUUAGAUCCAAGGGUAAAAACUAUGUAUGAAGGUGUACGGGAUGUACUUUCAAAGUAUCGUAGUGGUAAACUGCCCAAGGCAUUUAAGAUUAUACCAAGCCUAAAGAAUUGGGAACAGAUAUUAUAUAUUACUGAUCCCUCAAAAUGGUCGGCAGCUGCUAUGUAUCAAGCUACAAGAAUUUUUGCCUCCAAUUUGAAAGAAAAAAUGGCACAACGAUUUUAUAAUCUUGUGUUACUACCACGUAUCAGAGAUGACUUGGCUGAAUACAAGAGACUAAAUUUUCACUUAUAUCAAGCUGUACGUAAAGCCCUGUUUAAGCCUGGUGGGUUCAUGAAAGGUUUAUUACUACCUUUACUAGAAUCUGGGACAUGUACUUUGAGAGAAGCUGUUAUCAUUGGAUCAGUUAUUGCCAAAAAUUCAAUACCUAUAUUGCAUUCAUCAGCAGCAAUGUUAAAAAUAGCAGAAAUGGAUUACAAUGGAGCAAAUAGCAUCUUUCUUAGAGUAUUUUUUGACAAGAAAUAUGCACUUCCAUACAGAGUGAUAGAUGGAGUUGUAUUUCAUUUUCUCAGGUUUGAACGAGAUCCACGGGAAUUACCUGUGCUGUGGCAUCAGUCUCUUUUGACUUUUGUACAACGAUAUAAAAGUGAUAUUAGCACUGAACAAAGAGAUGCCUUAUUGAAUCUAUUAAAAAAACAGUCUCAUCAUUCAAUUACCCCUGAGAUACGGAAGGAACUUCAGACUGCAACUUGCCGUGAUAUUGAAGUCACAGCCCCUGUACCAAUACCGUCAACGUGAAUAGAAUUAAUAAAUUCAAACAUAUAAAUAA
Orussus abietinus is the source of this 1453-nucleotide messenger RNA. RefSeq names its product bystin (gene bys). Gene Ontology annotation, molecular function: snoRNA binding. Lineage: Eukaryota; Metazoa; Arthropoda; Insecta; Hymenoptera; Orussidae. Bases 124 to 1422 code for a protein of 432 amino acids. The record is from RefSeq and is a predicted model, not a curated record. The transcript is spliced from 4 exons. Gene Ontology annotation, cellular component: nucleolus; cytoplasm; preribosome, small subunit precursor. Gene Ontology annotation, biological process: rRNA processing.